UAGACUUAUAAAACGUAACAUAAUUAAAUGCAUUUUACAGCAGUGAACAUUUGUUAAAAGUAUAAUGUUACGUUCGUUUAGGUUAUGUGAUAGAUGGAAGAAAGUUGUUUUUUGUUUGUUUUAACCUAACUUUGAUGCUCUGUCCCCCGCAUCUGUGGAAUGGUACGGUCCGUUGCCUAGGUGUUCGUAGAAGCCAGUUUGCUGCUGGCCUCGCCUAGCCUCCGGAGUCGGGGCUUUUAUGCUGCAGUUUACGAGACAGAAACACUCAAAAAGGUCAGAUCAUGGAUGGACAACAGGAACAGCAGCAAUGAAGUUUGGAAAUCUGCAGAUUUUCGGCUCCUUUAGACUGCUACCAUGUCUGAAAUGAAGGAACAGUUCACCGGUGCAGCUCCACCGAAUGUAAGAUCUGACAAUGGAUCAUGAUGAGGUUUGGACCGAGCUGGACCACAUUUCGAAGAGGCUUCAGGACGAUGGAAUGUCCCCAGAAGCCAGCGCAGACGACCGGCAGCGCCGCCUGUGGCGCCUGCUGCUCCGCAGUGAAGCCCAGCUGCGCUCGGCGAGCCAGGAGCUGCAGGCGCUUCAUACUGAGCAGAAUAAUGAGAAGAAGGAGGUGGAGAGCUACGUGGAACACAUUCGAGGGCUGUUAGAAGACCGGGAAAGUCUGACUGCAGAGUAUGAGACAGAAAACCAGGAACUGAGACAUGAACUUCAACAGAUCAAACAGCAACAAGAGAGUCAAAGCAAGGAGCUGGCUGAGAUGCUGGUUCAGGGAGAACUGGAAGAAAUCGCUUUGAGCAGCCCCAGUGAGCAGGUGGCGUACUUGUUGGUGGAAAGAGUAACGCUCCUUGAAAGGCUGGAGGCUGCUGAGAGGAAACUGGACGGUCAGGAUCUCGCUGGCAGCUUGGAGGUUGACCAUCAGCAGAGUUCCUCCCAGAGUCCAUGGAAGAAGCUGUUUGGCCUGCGCAGGUCUGGUCAGAACAAACACAGUAUUAUCCCCGCUCAGCUCGAGCAGGUUUCCAGAGAACGGAGUGAGCGGCUUCGCCUUGAGAGGGACCUAGAGGAGGCUUCCAGGAGGCUGGCCAUGGCUCAUCAGGACAUCCGCAGACUCACCAGUGAGCUGGACGCUGCGAAAGACAACAAUCAAAGCUCAAGUGGUUUUGAGCUUCAGGGAACUGUUCAGGAAGUAGAAAACCUGAAGAAAGAAGUGGACAAUCUGAAACACUGUGAUAUGAUGAAGCUACAGCUUGCCAAAGAGGAAAAUGACAAAUUACAUUCUGAGAACAGAGUUCUCAAAGAGAAGCUGCACAGUAUCCAAUCUGAGAAGAAAAAUCUACAAGAUCAGUUGUCAAAAAUCUAUGCUGCCAAAGAGGCUGUAAAGGAAAAGAGCUGUGAGCCACAAAACAACCAGCCAGAGCAGGAAAAGGAUCAGAUUCACAAACGGUGCCAAGAAGCCAUGGAGGAUGGACUUGUGCAGGUGAAAGAGCUGCAACGCCAACUCCAGAGGUUACGCAAAGAGCAGGAAGAGCUGGAAGAGCGGAACGAGGAGCUGGAAGCCCUGCUAGGAGAAGCCCAGAACGCCAGCAAGGAGGAGAGGCAUCGCCAUGAGGGAGAGCUGGAAGGGCUGCACAGGAGGGUGAGGAGCUUGGAGGCUGAGCUGAAGAAGCAGGAUGCUCAAGAAAAAAAUCUAAAAAACGGAGAAGACAUUAAAUCCACAGAUUCCUUCUUGCAAGUGAAGCACCUGAGGGACAGCAGCCAGGAGAGACUGGCUCUGCUGGAGGCUCGUCUGACUGAGGAGAAGGACUGGAGGAAGCAGCUGGAGUUAGACCUCAGUGCUGCACAGGCUGCCCUCAAAAAAGAUAAAGAGGCUUUACAGAUCGGUGAGCGGGAGCUGAAGAAGCUGAGGCUUGAGGUCAGCGGCCUUCAGACAGAAUGUCAGCAAGGGAAAACCCUCAUCAAGAGCCUCACUCAGGUCAAAGGGGAAAAGGCUGUUCUGGAGGAGAAGUUGGCCCAGAUGGAGCGCGCCCACAGCAGACUCCAGACUGAACUGGAUCGCUGCAAAUCCGGCAACCAAACCCAAGAACACCAGAGGGAAAACAUGCAGCAGGCUGAGCAGCUCCAGAAGAACAUCGACCAACUGAGCUCUGAACUCAGCAGCCUUCAGACGUCGUACAACAGCCUAAGGGAAGAGCUGACAUCCGAGCGGAUGCAGACUGCAGAGCUGCAGACCAAGCUGAGGACCACAGCUCAGGAAAGGCUGGAGGCUGAGGAGCAAAGAGGCAGACUGGAGCGAGAGACUCAGAGCCUCCAUAAGCAGCUCGUGUGGCAUCAAGACCUCCUCUCGUCUACAAAGGAAACCGUCAGUGGCAGCAGUAAGACUAAGCUCCACACAGCAACCGCAAAGGAUGAGGACUGGGAUCAGCUCUCAGCGUUGAAACAAGAGCUGACUUUUCUGCAGAGUAAAGUCUGGGAGGAGCAGCAGAAGACCUCACAGCAUCAAAUGCUGCUUGAAGCUCAGCUCAGCGAAGCCCAGGCUCGUAUCAAGUCCCAAGACUCAGUGCUGAGUCAAAAGGGAGAGGAGGCUAAACAGAUGAAACAAGACCUGCAGAGAGCCCAGAGCCUGUUUACCUCGGCUGAGAGGGAGCUGCGCUACGAGAAGGAGAAGAACAUGGACCUGAAGAGACACAACGCUUUGCUGGAUCAGGAAAAACUCAAGAUUUCUGCUGAACUGAAGCAGGCCCAGGUCAAGCUGGUGCAGCUGGAGCAGAAAGUGUCCACUCAGACAGCCGAGAGCGAAUGUCAGCAGCAGAAAGUUAGGGAACUGGAGCUGGAGCUGGCACGAACGACCACCAACCACAGAGCCAGCAGCAGUCUGCAGGAGGACCUACAGGCGGAAAGGGCUCGACUCAUCGCUGCUGACAAGAAGGUGUUGGAGCUGCAGCAGCAGUUGAAAACCGCUCAGCACCAGCUCCGCAUGGAGGAAGCUCGGGCCAGCGAGAGCAGCCGCCUGGAGCGGGACAGCAGGGAUCUGUCCGAUAACCUGUCGGCGCUGAGGGCGCAGCAGCAGGAGCAGCAAAUCGCCUGGAAGCUGCUGGAGCAGCGCGAGGAGGAGCUGCAGCAGCAGGUGCGCUCUCUGAGACUGAAGGAGGCGUCCCUGUCCAGGACUAACACGGAGCUCAGCCAUCGGGUGCAGCAGCUGGACAUCCGGCUAUCUAUCUCUGAGACUGAGCUCAGCAAGAUGAGAGAGGAGGUGAAAGAAAGCCAGAAGUCAAACCAGAAGUUGCAGGAGGAGCUGCUGGUCAGUCAGCAGGAAUGUGAGAGGCUGCAAGCAGAGUUACAGCAGGUUCUCCUCCAGCUGGAUGCAAAUAUUAGGAAGUACAACGAGAAGCAGGCUCAGAACAAGAUGAAGCUGCGUCAGGCCAAGCAGGUGUUUCUCAAGACGACGGCACAGAAGGACUCCACCAUCCAGAGACUGGAGAAUGACCUCGCACUGGCCAACAGUCUUUCAUUCAAAGAGAAAGAAAGGAUCCAAACUGUUAUGACAGAAAACGAGAAGCUGCUGGAAGACAAGAGGGAGCUGCUGAGGAGGAUAAGUGAGGCGGAGGAGAUGGGCAGUAAAGGCAUGAGGACGGCUUCAACAGUCCAGCACAGGGUGAACAUCCUAGAAGUGGAAAACAGACAGCUGCAUGAGAGAACAAUGAAGCUUUCCAAUCAAGUUAGUUCCCUAGAGCGCGCUCUGAGGAACACAGAGACGUUCUACAGUCUUGAGAACGUAAAAAAAGUGCUGCCUUCUGAUGGACUCAGUGAAGGUGCUGUGCACACUUCUGUUUUAAGUCUGACGUCAGGCUCCUGCGACCACAUGGGCAUCCUGGAUGCGAUCUGCCGGUCGAAGAGCAUGCUGAUGAACGGCACGGGGGCCUCCGUCUCUACACAGCCCCCUUCCGAGCAAGGAUACCUGAACCUCACGUCCCCGCUGGUUCCUCCAGCCUGUGCCAAAGACGCACAGGAGAGUUCCACGCACAGUGAUCAGGUGUAGGAGCGGGAUGCAGCUCUGGAAUUUGGAUAGAGGUCUCAGUAUUAGCUCACGGCGUUAUGUUUCUAUUGAAAUGUUGUUCACCUUUUGGCACAUCCUGUGAAUCAGCUUUCACCUUUUCGUUCAGGUGGUUUGCCAGAGAGUUUUUACGCCGAAUGCCCUUUCUGACAACGCUGUUGUCAGGAAGGGCUACGGACCAGAUUUGGGCCUCGUUGUGGCUCCAUAGUUUGGUCUUGCCUAAGGACCCAGACUGGAGUGAGCUCAUUGCAUACACCCACCCAACUGAGUCAUGCAGCUGCUAUGUAUUUCUAUUGAAGAUGUCAGACUUUUCAAAAUAGGCAAAUAUGAGGGAAAAAUUAGCCUGAAAGUUGUAGUUGCACACCAGGGUAAGAGUCAAUACCUGCGCCCUGUUUAAUCAUUUUAAUGAUUACAAAAACAACCAGAGCCAGGUCAGUUCAGCAGGUAGCUGCAUUACGCCUGGUUCACACUAGAUGGAGAAGCGUGGUAUCCGCUGAACCUCCAGUUCACACCAGACAAGUACUUUUCCGCGAUGGUCGACGGGCGCUUCUGCUCAGCUGUGGUUAUUUAGAGCUUUUUUUUACCAUCAUCAGACACCUAAAACCACACCCCUGUGCUCUGUAGUCGGCCCACACAUCCGUGUGUAUGUGUCUUUUUGUUUGUUGUGCUUAUUUUCAUCUCUACAGUCUGUUUAGAUACAAAAUUAUUUGUCAGUUGUGGUAUUUUAUUGUGAAAAAUUGUUUAUAUUUUUUAAAACUCAAGUUAUUUUCCUCGUGUGUUUUGGCGUAACUUCCUGCCAGGAUUGACUCGGAUCACUCGUGCUCAAAAAAUAGACCAAACGAUCGCUGCACGGCGCGAGAGCGCGGCCGGCUCGUGUCUGGUGUGAACCUGGCGUUAGAUUUAGUUCUUACAAAACUGAUUAGAUUUGAUUUAUUUUGAACAGCUGGGGCCACCUAGCUGUGGCAUAAUGAACUGCACCUGAUUUUAGAUACUUCUGUUUUCAAACUUGACUCAAACAGGAAGUCAGGCUGGUUGGGACACAGGUACGAACCAGAUAUUUUUGUUAAUUUAAGUGUCAAACACUUUUUUUAAGGAAAAACAGACAAUGAAACAGCAUGAACGACGGCACAAUCUUUUAAUAAUUCAUGAAGUUUUUGGUUUUUGUUUAAAUAUACCAUCACCGAAGCUAAUCUGUGAUUCUGAAAGAUGUUUUGUCAUAAUGUGUGGAAUGACGAUGAUAAAAAAAUUGUCGUUUAUUGGGGAUUUAGAAUGCUUGUUGUUUGAUCUGAGCACUUUAUAAUACGGUUUGAGGAUUUUUCAUAUGAAUGCAUAUCACUCCUACAUGUUUUCCACUUGUUCCAGGUACUAUUGGCAGUGUGUGUUUUUAUAAGCCUUUGCAAUACCUGUGGGAUUACAGAUAUAUAUAUUAUCUCACAGCUUUAUAGUUUUGUAAGCAUUUUUACACAUUUAUACUAAUAUCAUGGGGGAUUUCUGUGGACCCAUUUAAUGUUUAUUAAGUCUGUGAUACACUAAUGCUAAACUGAGAUCUGUUGUGAGGAAAUCUUCACAUAUUAUGUUUGCAGAUGCCACACCAGUGUUUACCAUAGAAGGCCGAGGGUUUUUUGUGUUUUGCUUGUUUUUUUUUUUCAAAUUUUUACCCAUAUUUUUAAGGUUUACUCCAGAGACACCACCAGCAGAUGAAUACUUUGCACAUCACUAAGUACAGAAACAAGAAGAUCAUUUAAGAUCUAAAGCAAUGUUUUGAGAGUAUAAACAUCCAUUGUAAAGAUGUAACAAAUCUUCAAGGGUUUUCCACUAUUUAAGACAGAUAAGGCACCGUUUUAAUGUUUUUUUUUUUUUUUAACUACAGCUAAAAUUGUGCCUUUUCUGGUUUAAUAAAUACAUUUAAAACCCAAAAUAGGGUUUUUAACUGAGAUUAUAAAAAAUCCUACUCAAAUUAUUAAUCAUCACUAUUAUUUUUCCAUUAAAGAUGCAGAAAAAUUUAGCAAAUGUUUUAAAAUGUGCCUAAAAUCAGUUUAAUUUUAGCUGACUGCUGCCUGAAAGCAUCUGAAAAAGCCUUUCUGAAAGAUGGAAAAUAUACAUUGAAAUGUUUGUUUUAUUGUGACAUUUUUUAAAAAUAAAGCUAUUUUUGUAAAUAAAAUGCAGCAAGUUGUCUAUUUUAGCACCACUUUUGGUUUAAAUAAGUGCACAUAUAUGCUUCGUUUAUAACAGUCUGUUUAUUAAACAAGGUAAAGAUACAAAGCCUUUUUUUUCUUCCUUUUUCAAACAUGAAACCUUCGUUCGUUCGACUUCUCGGUCUUGGCUGUGCAUAUUUUAGGUGUCUAGAAACUGUAUAUGAAACCACAAUGCAAGACAGGAAAAAAAAAAAAAAAA
Molecule: messenger RNA, 6442 nt
Organism: Oryzias melastigma (Indian medaka)
Lineage: Eukaryota; Metazoa; Chordata; Actinopteri; Beloniformes; Adrianichthyidae
Gene: ccdc30
Product: coiled-coil domain containing 30
Exons: 27
Coding region: 413-4033 (1206 amino acids)
Source: RefSeq, a predicted model, not a curated record